AUGUCCAAACUCAAAUUCGUGCAUAUCAAUGUCCUGUGCUACCCGCGUGAACGCUCGCUGAAGGCAGAGAUCACUUUCAGCGGUCCAUUCACGGGGUCCGUGUCAGCGAAGGGAUACCACGAUAAUUCUGCUUGCAGCUUGCCAAUACAGCAGCAGUCGGGUACUCACAUUACGCUGAGGUUUGAUAGCUGCGGAAUAAGACGCAAGACGGGCAUACCAGGGAAACACCAAAAGGUUAAAUAUUGGCUGGAAUUUGAAAUUCUAGCUGCAACAUCGUCGUUUGCGUCCGAGAUCGGUUGUGAAUACUAUCAGUUCCUAGAGGACCAGUACGCAGCGCACACGCCGUCACCCCCAUCGCACUACCCGCUACCGACAGUGAACCUGUGGGUCGAACCUAACAACAAUUCGCCGGCUACGUCUAGCCUAAACAUUGCGCUGACCGAUAACAGUAGGUUUGAGCUUGCCGUGGGACAGUGCGAAGCCUGGGAUACCGCUAGUAAACAAGGGUUCAUUCUCACGGAUAAAAAUGGCUGCUCCAUCAACAAGGACGUGAUGACGGACUUGGUGACGUUAAAGAGUCGCGCUCUGGCGUCGCCGCGGACGCUUAUGCAGGCGUAUCUGAACAACCAAGUGUUCCCAGCCAACCGCGAGUACAGCGUUACGUGCAACUACGUUUUGUGCGCGGGAGUGUGCGAUACCAGAAGCCGGUGCUGAUGACGUGAUUUGCGAUGACGGUAGGCUGACCGCGUGUGUUCCGCUCUGUCCACACCUCACAUAUCCACAUCAACAGACAGCUACAUCACGCACCGCGUCCAACUUGCUCACUCUGUCUGCUCUUACAUGCCAUAUACACAUGCAUAUCGCUCGGAUAAUCAAUGGCGCCACGCAGGAGUACGUGUAAAUCGAACGAGCAAAUGAGUAAACAACCAAAUAGUCAAAAGAGCACGUCUACGAACGAAGAUCCUCUAAAUAAUAUAUCUGACUGACCUCGUAUCAGGGUGAACCACCGGUUUACACACAUUUCCUUGCUAUCAAGGUGCAUAUUUCGGUAUUUUACGGUGGACAAAUCGUUGACGUCGCAACCUAGACACAGCGAACGAAGGCGGGAUCGCGUUGUUAUGAACUUCCGAUGUAUUUUAUAUACCUCUUUAUUGUGCGACUGCAAACUGGGGAAGUAGCAUAAUUGUAUAUUAGGUAUGGUGACAAUAAUGUCUAACGGCAGUUUUAUCUCGUGGUUUAUACGGGAUAGCAAUUGCUUCGUAUCUAUAAUGUAUCAAUAUGCCGUAUAUAUAUAAUAUUAUAUAGAUAUAGAUAUGUAAUUUUUGUUUAAUUAAUAUUAUUAAUUAACAUACGGCGACGCGAAUGAGAAAAUCUGCGCGCUGACAGUGUAACGUAUUUGUAUCAAUAAAAAGGUUUUUAGUAAUUUUAUGUAGGAGUGUAUAAAUCUGUGGAAUAAAGAAAAAAUCCUACGUAA
Priapulus caudatus is the source of this 1474-nucleotide messenger RNA. RefSeq lists its product as uncharacterized. The transcript has 7 exons. NCBI's taxonomy places the organism in Eukaryota, Metazoa, Priapulida, Priapulimorpha, Priapulimorphida, Priapulidae. The record is from RefSeq and is a predicted model, not a curated record. The coding region runs from base 1 to 714 and encodes 237 amino acids.